ACUGCAUGCGAGCCGAGUCAGACGAGACUACUCGGUCAGUCGGGUACCGGUUGCUGAGUGAUGUCGUUAUGUGACGCUAUUCAGGUUAUUGCUCAAUGAAAACUUUCAAUAAGCAGUGUUAGUGUUGCUAAAAUCUCGCUCAUAAUGUACAUAUCACGGCAAGGUAGAUCAUGGAUGAUGUUAAUCAUUCUUUUUGGCGUGGAGUUGUGUGCAGUGGCGGCUGCAGACGCCGAUGGUCAAUGCGAUGGUGACGGCUGUGAAGAACGGCACAACGCCUGGACAAGUCAGGGAGAAUGUCUGCAGGAGCGGAUGGGGUGGGACAGUUUCGUGUGCGUAUGCACCGCCUCGGUCUGCGACAUGCCAGGCAGCAUCCCGCACCCCCAGCAGACAGACGUGUACACGGUGGUCACGUCAGACAGACAACACCAUCGGUUCCACGUCACGCACGGAACCAUGUCUACUGCACCUACAGGAGGCGGCCACGUCGUGCACCUCAACACGCGCAUCGCCUACCAACAAAUGCUGGGCUUCGGUGGCUCUGUCACCGACGCCUCCGGCAUCGUUUUUUUCGGCCUCAGCGAAGCCGUCCAGGAUCUUCUGAUCAGGUCCUACUUCGGUGCGGACGGCAUCGCCUACAACAUCGUCCGCACGCCUAUCGGCGGGUCGGACUUCUCAAAGCGUCCGUAUUCUUACGACGACCGCCCCGGCGACGUCGCGCUCGCCCACUUCGCCCUCGCACAGGAGGACCUCAUGUACAAGGUGCCGCUCCUGAAGCGGGCGCAGACGCUGGCCAAAGAGACCAGCGAGCUGAAGAUCUUCGCAUCGCCCUGGUCGCCCCCUGCCUGGAUGAAGAACAACGGCCGCUUCAACGGCUCCGGCUCCCUCAUUCCGGCCAUGCGGCAGCCGUACGCCGAUUACAUAGUCAAGUUUCUGGACGAGUACUCCAGCCGUGGGCUGCGGAUGUGGGGCAUCACAACGCAGAAUGAACCGCUAGCUGGCUUACAGUUCGACGUGGCGUUCAACGCAAUGGUGUUCACGGCGGAAGACAUGCGCGCGUGGCUGGUGGAGAACCUGCUGCCCGCGCUGACCGCAGGAGGGCAUGACGACCUCGAGCUCAUCAUCUCUGACCAGGGCAGGGACCAUCUGCCUCACUACCCUGCCCAGAUUCUGGCACACGAUGAGCUGAGCCGCCGGGUAUCAGGCAUCGGCAUUCACUGGUACCAGGACACGCCUGAAAACCUGCACCACUUGACGGAGACCCGCGCCGUCCUGCCAGACUACUUCACCCUACACACCGAGGCGUGCCUUGGCUACGACUCGCCUCCUACUGAGCGGGUCAAGCUCGGCGACUGGGGACGAGCCGAGCGCUACGCCAGCAGCAUUAUUGAGACGAGCAACCGCGGCACCAGCGGCUGGGUGGACUGGAACCUGGCGUUGGACCUCCAGGGCGGCCCUAACUGGGCCAGCAACUUCGUGGACUCCCCCAUUAUUGUGGACACAGAGCACGACAAGUUCUACAGGCAGCCCAUGUACUACGCGCUGGGACACUUCAGCAAGUUCGUCGCGAGGGGCGCGCGCGCCGUGUACAUGUCGCUGCUGCAUGCGCCGCUACCUGGCGUCGCAGCGUCUGCAUUCCUGAACCCGGACGGCGGGGUGGUGGUCGUGCUGCUCAACAGUGAGGAAACAGAGACGACCGUGAGCCUCCAGCCUCGAAUGUCCCAAGAGAAAUACAUAAACAUCGUCCUGCCUGCCAAGUCCAUUCAGACUGUCUUGUUCCGUGCAACUUGACGACUUGAUGACGUGACUUGAUGACGUGACUUGAUGACGUGAUUUGAUGACGUGACUU
This is a messenger RNA of Hyalella azteca, 1846 nucleotides long. RefSeq names its product lysosomal acid glucosylceramidase. The record is from RefSeq and is a predicted model, not a curated record. The transcript has 12 exons. Gene Ontology annotation, molecular function: glucosylceramidase activity. Gene Ontology annotation, biological process: glucosylceramide catabolic process. NCBI's taxonomy places the organism in Eukaryota, Metazoa, Arthropoda, Malacostraca, Amphipoda, Hyalellidae. The coding region runs from base 145 to 1788 and encodes 547 amino acids.